Erpetoichthys calabaricus (reedfish) is the source of this 2818-nucleotide messenger RNA. RefSeq lists its product as uncharacterized. Bases 276 to 899 code for a protein of 207 amino acids. The transcript is spliced from 3 exons. NCBI's taxonomy places the organism in Eukaryota, Metazoa, Chordata, Cladistia, Polypteriformes, Polypteridae. The record is from RefSeq and is a predicted model, not a curated record.
GUUUAGAAGCUUUUUCCCAAUAUUUGUAGCAUAUUUCAAUUAAAGUGUAAGUUUAAACAAGUUACUUGCAAAGUACAAGGUCUGUUUUGCUGUUUUCUGGCGUGUGAACUGCACUUUAAAAUUCACUGGCCGCCACACGCUGAGAUUGGAGUUCCCAUUUCUGUCAGAGAUGCGUCCAGACUUUGAUUGCUGCACAAUGAAUUCCAAGUGGUGUGUGGCUCACUGUUUGCCAAAAAUUGGAUGAAUAAUCUGCAAACAAGGACAAGAGAGGAGGGAUGCAAAUAACAAAAGAAAGGCGUUUCCAAGGCAACAAAUACGGCCAAGUGGUGUCACAUGGGCUUGCCAUUGAAAUCUCUUGGUUGGGAUUUCUCUCAGCUCACUUGGGCCAUUCCAAUGACAACAUGACGGCGAGCGCAGCUGUUUUCAACCUCAGCCACACGGCAGACUUGGGCACCGUUAACAGGGAGCAGGAUGACGGCUCCAUAGCUGAAUUUAAGCACUUCAACAUUGCCAUCACUUCACUGGCUCUCUGCAUCCUGACUGCCACUGGUAUCUUUUGUAGUUUCUCCUACUGCAAUAAACGGAGGCAAUUGAGGCAGGCCAGGGAGUACGAGAACACAGUAGUUCGUGAGAAAGGACUCAGCCCGGUGGAUAUCAAAGGCCUGAAGAGGACGCAUAGCCUUCGCAAUCCAUUCAAUGGCCUAAUGAGGAAAGCCGAUGAUUACAAGGACGGCUCUCAGAUUUACUUUAUCUACAGCAACCCCAUUGUAAUUACUGAGGAGCAAAACAGCGUGAUGCCUGAAGACAACCGAGUCUCCUAUGACACCAUACAAUUACAUGAACAGAAGCAAUCGGCUGGGAUCAUUCUUGAUCCAUCCAUGUUUUAUAUGCAGUUGUAGCCAUUAAAUGAGUAGUGGUACUGACGUUCUGACGGAUCAGGAGAACAUGUCAUGUAAUGCUUGUACUGCCCCCUUGUGCCCAUUAGUCUAAAAUCCUUGAAAAUGUUAAUAUUUCAUUUCUUCUGAGCCACAUAGAAUUCAGGAGUUAAUCAUUCUUAUAGAAUAUAGCACCUUUCUGGGUUAGCACCAUCCCAAAAUACUGGUGUAAGCCACAAUCUACUGUUACUUUAGAGCUCACAGGUUAAGAGACUUAGUCAAGAUGACUUCCCUACAGUUUCAAGUUAACUCCUUUAAUUUACUUACCAGCAGUAAAUUACUUACCUUGUUUCCUGUUAGUUCUGUCUGAUCCACAAAUGCACUUAACUUCUAAUUACAGUUUAGCCUAAUGAGUUAUAAAUGUGCAAUUUUAGUAUCCUAGGUUCAAAUGCCGUACCCAUCCAUUGUGUGUGUGUAUAGAGUUUGUGUGUCUUCACCGGAUUUUUGUGUCCUCAAUGACAUGCAUGUGAGGUUACUUGGCAAGAAGCUCUGUGUGAGUGUGAUGGACUGGCAUCCCAACCAGGGCUGGUUCCUGCCUUGUGUCUAAUGCUGCCAGCAUAGGCUCCAUUCCCCCAGAGCCUUGAAUUGGAUUAAGUAGGUGUGCGAAUCUUCUGUCUUUUUCUUGUUAAAAUAGUGGCAGCAACAAAAAUAAAACACAAAAAAUAUAUACCCAGGACAAUUAAAACAACUAACAGCCCUCUGAUAGAAAAAAUGAUUUGUGAGUUUUAUAUAAAUCAUGAAAAGGAUACAGAUGACUACAUAACACAAUAUGAAAAAUGGUAUAUACUCCUUUCAUUAGAUUAACAAAUGUUUUGCCUCUAUAUCAGUGGUUCUCAACCAUUUCUAUGCCCCACACGGCUAGAAAAUGUUUAAUUUAUGUUCGCAUCCCCUACAAAAGUAAAAUCGCAUCAGAAGAUGAAGAAAUCAAAUUUCUGAUUUUUGAAACACAAAUUGUACAACAAAAAGUACAGCAGGUGAACAAACUGAAAAAAAAAUAAGUAUCAUCUCUUAAAGCAUGGCCAUUCAGCUACAAAUUCAGAUUUUCAAACUAAGAAGUGUGGCUGGGCCAGACAUUUUCAGCAACCAGUAAGCAGCAGGUAAUAAUAUAUUUUAAACCAACACAAAUGAAUGUAGUGGAAAACAAGUAAAGUAAAUUUGGUCACAUCUAAUGCAGGCUAAUCAUAAAAGUGUAUAAAAAAACAAUAAAAAGUUAUAACUGUACAGAAUCUGAGGUACUAGCAAUACUUUUUUUUACUUUUGAAAUAAAAAAUAAACAUAUUUGACCCAGGCACAUCACAAAGUGCUUUUAACAGAAUAAUUAAGAACAAUCAAUGCUACCAAAGCUAUUAGUGCACAAACCCAGCAAGUGACACACAUAAAUAUGCAACGUCUACCGCACACUGAGGGUUCAUUUUAAAUCACCACAUGUGUGAUUAGCGGAGCUUAUUUUGUAAGCAAAAAGGUGGCGGUGCGCAUACGUUGUGUUUGGAUCAAGUCUGAGAUACUGUGAAGGUAUACAGAGGCCGAGAGUCCUAGUGCUACAUGUUUUGUUUAUUUGGUGAAAAAACAUAACCUUUAAAAUUUGAAAUUGACAAAUCGUCAAGUGUAAUAAUUACAUUUAUACAGCGCUUUACUCAAUACUCAAAGUAGUUUGCAAUCUCCAUGCAGGAAGGACCCGGGAUGCAAACCCCUCAUCUCCUUAUUGUGAGGCAGCAGCACUUCCAUUAUGCCACCUGCGCUAAUGUACUGUACUGCAUUAUAAUGUGCUUGAUAGAUAAAAAUUACACACACAGACUUUCCAAAAGAGAAAAAUAUUAACCGCAGGUUAAUAACGAGUUCAGCAUUCUACAAAACAGUUGUUAUGCAGUCCCACAAAGCAAUCA